Messenger RNA from Rasamsonia emersonii CBS 393.64, 1902 nucleotides. Its product is annotated as Universal stress protein family domain protein. The coding region runs from base 1 to 1902 and encodes 633 amino acids. The transcript has 5 exons. Lineage: Eukaryota; Fungi; Ascomycota; Eurotiomycetes; Eurotiales; Trichocomaceae. The record is from RefSeq and is a predicted model, not a curated record.
AUGGCCCAUAAUAACAGCGCCCGGCGGCAGCCGCUGCGGAUGUCCGUCGAACAGGCGCUGGAAGAAGAACGCCGCGAGAUCUUGGAGCUGCUUGAAGGUCCUCAAGGUCGGAAUGCCCCUCCGGAACGUCGCGCUAGCCCCGCCCCCGUUCGGAGCCUGCUGGAUACCUCGCUGGAGCCGGCCCACAGGCGAUACGGCUCCAUUGCGGGCAUUGGAGUGGGAGUCACGCCGUCGUCCGCUGCCAGCUCUGUGCCUGCGACUGAUAAUACGCCUGAUCCCGGUUCUCAGGACAAUGGGCCCGACUCAGAACUCUCCGACCGUCCAUCCUCAGAUGGCGCGACGACUCUGCCUCCUCCCGAGAGGAGAAGGGCCCUGAAGAGUCGCAGCGUGGACAUCCACGCCGACUAUCGGUUUAGCAUGCGGCCAACCGUUCCCCACAUAGUGCUCCCGAAGCACACCGUUCAGGCAGUCCGCUCCCUCUCACCGCGACCUUCCCAGCUUAACAAAUACGUGACUGGCACUGGAAAGGUGAUUAAUAUGGAUCGCGCCUACAAGAAGCUCUCAGACGCCGCCCUGGCCACGUCAAGUGGCAGUCUAUCAUCCCUGUCGAAGAACGACGCUGCACGCGAGAGUGGCGGAAGCGGGGAAUCCCUUGCUGAUGAUGCAAACGUGCGCCUUCCAAAAGAUAGCACCGAAAGUGCAGAGAAUUCAGAGUGCGUCGAUACUAGCGAGGACGAGGUCGACGACACCAGCUCCGAAGAUGAAGCGCUCAGUUCCAAAUCAUCACCAGAAAAGCCUCGCGGGAGGCAAAAGUCGACAGACCCUGUUUCCUCUCCGACACAGGGCGAUUGGAGUGGGAAAAAAGGGCCUCCUCCCCCGCCAACAAGUCCAUCCCGAGCGGGUCCACUGAGUCUCCUCGCAGAAUUGGAGGAAGAGCGAGAGCUGUUAGCUCCCCCGCGUCGAAGGGGAUCCGUUCUCACGCCAGCUAAGGACAAGCCUAACUGGAGACGGAAGGGAGUUCAUCCGAACACGAGUUUCGACCACACUGCAUCCAUGGUCAACACACCAGUUGGAUCAGACGAUGAGGCGGACCUUUCAGACAUCAGGCAGGCCCAAAACCUGAGCAUCUACAUGUCAUCCGUCGACAACUCCAUUCCGGACCGGGCGAUUCGAACCAUCAUCCGGGGCGAUUUUCCUCGCUUCCAGCGAGAAGCCGCCGAGGGUCUCCGUCGACAGCGCAAAUACCUGGUGGCAACGGAUCUUAGCGAUGAAUCGGUGUACGCUCUGGAAUGGACGAUCGGUACCAUCCUUCGAGACGGUGACACAUUGUUUGCCGUGUAUGCCAUCGCGGACGAAAGCGCGGGUGGAGUUGAUAUCAACUCAGUACAGAUUGGAGAAGGGGCGAAAGUGAUGCAGGAUACCGCUGACGUGGUCGGAAAACAAACCGAGAAGACCGCUCUGAGAUUUCAGGCGAACGCUGCAAGUUUGAUCCCGCACGCGUUGGCGUCGUAUUUUGGCUCGGACAGCCGGUCGAACUCCCGGAAUAACUCGGUCGACGCGCGGGCGUUGUCGAGAGCAGAGGCGGAACGGGCCCGAGCCAUCGAAGGAAUCUCGCAGACUUGCGUCCGGCUGCUGAGGAAGACGAUGCUGCAGGUCCGCGUUGCGGUGGAGGUCAUCCACUGCAAGAGUCCGAAGCAUCUGUUAACCGAAGCGAUUGAUGGACUCGAGCCGACGCUGGUGAUUCUUGGAUCCCGUGGUCGAAGUGCCUUGAAGGUGACCAAGUCCUCUGUACCGGUGAUGGUGGCGCGUAAGAAGCUGAAGAAACAUAUCAAGAAGACCCGAGUGCGGCUUUCCAACAAUCUCACGACUCCAAAAAGCCUGGCCAUGGCGAAAAUCGACUGA